This is a messenger RNA of Macrosiphum euphorbiae (potato aphid), 921 nucleotides long. NCBI's taxonomy places the organism in Eukaryota, Metazoa, Arthropoda, Insecta, Hemiptera, Aphididae. The record is from the annotation of a GenBank genome assembly.
AUGUCGCCAGAAGUAAAAAAGCGCGUGCGGGCUCUAAAAAGACUAAUUUUAGCCGAGCAUGAGAUUAAAUUGAGAUUCAAUGCUGAAGUUCAUCUUCUUCAAUUGAAAUACCAAAAAGUGUACGAGCCAUAUAUUAAUAAGCAAACGGAUAUAAUUCAAGGAAACCACGAGCCUACCAAAGGCGAAUACAGUAGUUCUGAUGAAGAUGAUGUACAAGUUCCCAGAUAUGAUGAACUGGGGAAAAUAGGACUUGAAUCAAAAGAGGCAAGUAGACAAGAACCGAAAGGAAUACCGGACUUUUGGCUUAUGUACAUGGAGAAGUCGUACAAAUUCCAAUCUUUCAUACUACCACAUGACGAGAAAAUCAUCAGACAUUUGUCAGACAUCAGAUGUAAUCGAUCGGAAGAGUAUAUAGGAUAUACUUUGGAAUUUCAUUUCACACCUAACGAAUGGUUCACUAAUAAUGUGCUGACCUUAAAGUUCGAGGAGUACCAUCCAGACAACAUUUUUGAUAUUGUUCAAUGUUACGGUAUGAUGGAAUACGACAUUGAGUACAAACUGACUGGCUGUGAGAUUAAUUGGAACGAGGGGAAAAAUGUGACACAGCAAAUCAAAAAUGUAACACUUGAAGGCACCGAAGUUCCUUUCAACAAAACUGUUGAAAAUCCAUCAUUCUUCAAUUUGUUUAAUGAUACAUAUAAAUUCACGAUUCCCGAUAGAUGGUGGUUUCAAAUAUUUUUCGAAGAAUAUAAACACAAGUGCAAUUGGUUAGUUAAUGAAGCAUUUAUACAAUUUUAUUGCAAUCACGCGGACCUAUUAUCAUUUGGUGAUAAGAUGAAAAUGUUUGAUUUUUCUGAUGAAUACGAGACGUGUGAGUCGUAUAUUGAGACGGACGAAGAAGAUGGUAUGUCUCACAGAUGA